Messenger RNA from Coniophora puteana RWD-64-598 SS2, 831 nucleotides. Its product is annotated as acyl-CoA N-acyltransferase. Lineage: Eukaryota; Fungi; Basidiomycota; Agaricomycetes; Boletales; Coniophoraceae. The coding region runs from base 256 to 831 and encodes 191 amino acids. The transcript has 2 exons. Gene Ontology annotation, molecular function: acyltransferase activity, transferring groups other than amino-acyl groups. The record is from RefSeq and is a predicted model, not a curated record.
UAGACAUCAGCCUGAGAUCUUUGCCUUCUCCCUCAAAAUCUUCUAUUAUAAGCUCUUUCAAUGCGUAUGUCAUACCCGCAGCCGUAGUCUUCCUCCGCAAUGCUCGACCGCAGCUUGGUUCCUAGCGGGCUUCUCGCUGCUUUCGACACUUACUGCGCCUUCGUGUGGCCUUCUCGCCAGCAGACAUGUUUAAAGUCAUGUAAAAGACUCUUCCUUGCUGGCGAAGUGACCCUCACCUACAUUUGACGGACACCUAUGCCUUUCCAAACCGAAAGACUCACUCUCCGCGCCUACAACGGCGAUGCAGACCUAGACAACCUCCUCCGGCUCUACGACGACGCGCUCGUCCAGCCGUCCAUCCUCCUCGCCCCACUCAAGCCCCUCAGCCCCGCAUACAAAGAAAAGCUACAGAAAGACAUGGAUAACAUCACCUUCGGCGCGGUCAUCGCGCUCACCUCAACGGGCGAGUUCAUCGGGCAGAGCGUGCUGAAUAUCCCGGAGCCCAAGAACCGCGACGCGAGCGUCGGCAUAUGCCUGCUUCCCGAGUUCUGGAGCAGGGGAUACGGGACGGAGGCGAUGCUGUUUACGGUCGACCACGCGUUCAGGUGGUACGGGCUGCACCGCGUGUCGCUGACGGUGUGGGCUGUCAACGAGCGCGCGGUCGGGGUGUACAAGCGUCUGGGGUUUGUGAUAGAAGGACGCAAGCGCGAGGCGAUAUGGAUGGACACCAAGUGGGUUGAUAUACUCAGCAUGGGCGUGUUGAGAAGCGAGUGGGCAGCACUUCACUGGGGCGAGCAAGCGCAAAGUCUAAGGCCAAUCGAACACGUCUGA